Paramormyrops kingsleyae is the source of this 2794-nucleotide messenger RNA. RefSeq names its product atrial natriuretic peptide receptor 1-like. Gene Ontology annotation, cellular component: plasma membrane. Gene Ontology annotation, molecular function: adenylate cyclase activity; guanylate cyclase activity; peptide receptor activity. NCBI's taxonomy places the organism in Eukaryota, Metazoa, Chordata, Actinopteri, Osteoglossiformes, Mormyridae. The record is from RefSeq and is a predicted model, not a curated record. Gene Ontology annotation, biological process: cGMP biosynthetic process; receptor guanylyl cyclase signaling pathway; intracellular signal transduction.
UGUGCCUCAGCCACCUGACAGCAGACGGGCUGUCCUUGGGUAAUAUUUAUUUCUGGGGGGGGAAAAGAAACGCUAUAGGCCUAUGAUCCAAAUCAAACUGUCCGUUCAUCCAUUCAAAAGAAGCGUUAAUACUCUUUCCGGCCAUAUAUUCCAACCCGUAAAGGUCAAUCUCAUGUCCUCAGUGGACUGUUUCGCCUCUGGAAACUUGUCCUCGGCUUCGCUGAAAGGAACAUUAACAAAAAUUCAGCGAAGCAGGGGCAAAGCAAGAGAAAGAGCUACAGCAAAGACUCCGCGCCUGCCUGAGAGUGACUGUGAAAUCUGCAGGUGUUCGCCGUCGUCGGGAUCGGGCAGCAGCCGCACGGUUCUCCGUAUUCUUACCGCCUGUCUGCUCUCCUUUCUUUCCAUUCUCGGCUCGGUGUCUGUGGAUGUCAGCGCCAACCUGGAAUCAUGGCGAGACACCGAGGCUGCACUCCAUCAGCUCACGUCGUGUAAAACUAAUACAAUUUUAGGGCUUAUUGGAGAACUUCAAAACAUGUGGGGAUCGUGUGUGCCACAGACGAGCAACGCGACGGGACGCAGUCCCUGUAUUCGGCGACCUUCUGAUACUUUUUCCGUUAUUAUGCACCUCUGCAAAUACAUGCCUGUCCCCCAUAACUCGCAGGGGCUUCCGUGCAGCGCGGAAAUGAAUGAGUUUUGUACGCAACUGGAAGACAUUCUCUCAUUCAUAGAUGAGACUGAGCAUGCCGGCGACAUAGGUGUUAAUGCGACGAUCUACUCUGUCUUCAUUUUGAGACUCUUGAGGUAUUGGGGCGACCCGGAGGAGGACAUCGAAAGAGUCAAGCAUAGCGCAACAUGGGCCGACGUAAUGUCACUUAAACUGUUGGUUGGUGUCCAGGAACUCAGUCGUCAACUAAAAGGGUCCCUGCCAACGGCAGAUGAAGGUUUUCGGAACUAUUUUUAUCAAUCUGUGAGCACCUUGUCUUUCGCUAAGUACGUAUCAGAAAACCUCCAGACAUGCUGGAUGGAGAACAUGAGCGUGAGACUGGACUUGACCCCGCCUCAUGAUUCCCCCAUACUGCUGCCCUGGGCGACUUGGAUGGGGCAGGCGGUUAUUGACAGCCUUGGACACGUACGGGCAUGUGUGCUGGAGAAGGGGCGUCAGGCACUCAGGCAAAAAUCACGGGACUUGCUCUCCAGCUUGAGUUUGAAGAUUUGCCUGUUGACCAUCGCUUGCCUCAUCUAUCCAAUAGUGCUGCUCUCCUUCAAACAGAUGACGGAUUGGAUUCAGAACUACGCGCGGAGCUUGAAGGAGAGGACGGAGGACCUAAAGAGGGAGCGGCAUCUAGCCGAGGACCUGCUGCACCAGAUGCUCCCCAAAUCUGUAGCAAAGCAACUGCGUCAGAGGAAGCACGUCAAAGCGGAGAGUUACGAACAGGUAACAAUUUUCUUCUCGGAUAUAGUGGGCUUCACUGCAAUCUCUGCCUCCUGCACCCCACUGCAAGUCGUAGAGAUGCUGAACAACCUCUACAUGUGCUUUGACACCCGUAUAGAGUCUUAUGACGUCUACAAGGUGGAAACCAUCGGAGACGCGUACAUGGUGGUGAGCGGACUUCCAGAAAGGAAUGGUGACAAGCAUGCAGAUGAGAUAGCGAAGAUGUCACUGGACCUGGUGGCCGCCGUGCGGCAGGUGCCCAUCCCGCACAUGCCUGGCAAACGCCUGCAGCUCCGGGCGGGCAUCCACACCGGUCCUUGUGUCGCUGGCAUCGUGGGGUACAAGAUGCCACGGUACUGCUUGUUUGGAGACACAGUUAACACAGCGUCCCGCAUGGAGUCCACCAGCCUGCCUCAAAGGAUCCACGCCAGUUCGGACACCUACCUUGCCCUCAUGAAGGACAAUGCUUAUGAUCUGCAGCUGAGGGGGGAGAUAGAGGUCAAGGGCAAAGGUAAAAUGAACACAUACUGGCUUAUGGGCAACAAGAACUACAGCGUGCAGAACGACAGUCUGGUCUGUCACUGGAACCCCAGUCUCUCCAGGAGGAAGAAGGCGGUGGCAGACAGCGCCGUGUCUGUGGCUCGGUCCGGCUCCAGCAUCGCGGUGCAGAGCAUCAGCGAGAACGCCAACACACCGGUGCCCACACCUGCAACGGAGAACACGGUGUGCGUGUCUGCGCAAGUGGAGCACGGCGCGACCGAGCCCAAGGCGCCAGGCUCCCUGACUGCGCAGCUGCAUGGGUGCGACUAUGCGGCCACCCAUUCCUCUGGGGGGGGUCCUAUUGAACAGAACACCUACCCCCCCACAGGCGAUAAGCCCGACCUGCUGCCGGGGUCAGUCCUUAACACCUAGAUGCUUUGAGAAGCAUCCAACGAGCAUCACAUGACUGAAAUGUUUCAUACAGCUUUAGUACUAUGAGAAUGUUUGUGUUAAUUCAUGAUUUGUAUUGUGUAUGGAUGUUAACCAGCACCAGUGACACCCUCCAUCUGUUCAUAUUGUCCUGCUGAUUAUUAUUCUAUGUAAUCAGUUCUGAUUGAAUUAUUACUGUAAGACAUAUGAGAUAGUGUGUUCUUCUUCGAGAUACAGAAUAGAAAAUGCUGUCACAUGCCAUCCUAAAAUUUGAACUUAUCAGUUUAUCAACAACAACAAAGGAACAUUAUCUCUUAUAUUCCACGGUGCAGCCGUCUCUAAGUAGAAUAUUUUCUGUUCUUUUGUUGUUUUAGGACAGAGAGCAUAUGUCUCAAAAUGUUGAUCUUUUUACUGAUAUGAAUAAAUUUAAAUAAACCUACUUCUAAACUUUGA